Microplitis demolitor is the source of this 2564-nucleotide messenger RNA. RefSeq names its product DNA primase large subunit. The transcript is spliced from 7 exons. Gene Ontology annotation, biological process: DNA replication, synthesis of primer. The record is from RefSeq and is a predicted model, not a curated record. The coding region runs from base 302 to 1882 and encodes 526 amino acids. Gene Ontology annotation, cellular component: alpha DNA polymerase:primase complex. Lineage: Eukaryota; Metazoa; Arthropoda; Insecta; Hymenoptera; Braconidae.
UCUCGAAAGCCGGCUGCAGUUGUAAACAAUAAAAAAAAUACUUUUGUGGUUAUCAGUACUUGUGUAUAAUAAUUUUUGAAAAUCAUUUAAUUUAUUUAAACAAAUCAAUGUAUUAUCAAAUAUAAAAAAAAUUCGGGUCAAUUAAAUGAUCUGUUUCUUAAAAUAAGUUUCUAAACGCUAUGAUAAGUUUAUUGGACUACUUAUGUGAAUAUUAAUAGUAAAUUUCAAUAACAACUCAAAUCCUGUCAAACUUUUUUAUAUUUUUAUGCGCCGUGUCGUUAAUUAAAUUUUAAAUUUAAUUAUGGAGUCUAAAUAUGGUAUUAAGAAACGAAAGUACUGUAGAAUCGAAGAAGAAGGUGAUCUACGAGACCAGUAUACUCAUGAUAUUCAGAUGUAUACUCAGUAUCCAAAGCAAAUAGUCCAACUUGAUCGAUUUUAUGAGUUGGGUUAUGAAAGAAGACAAAUUCUUAAAUUGAUCGAAUUAAUAUUGAACAGAUCGGAUCUCAAAACGAUUGAAGAUCGAAAAAUAGCUUUAAAAAACGCUUUGAAAAAAGAUGGAUACACUCAUGCUGCUAAACUGUUGACUGGAUUAGGAUGUGCGUCUCAUACAGAUGCAGAGAUAGAGGCAAGAAAACGAGAUGUUUUAUCCCACUUUAUUCUAAGACUUGCAUAUUCUCAAAAUCCGGAAUUGAGAAAGUGGUUUGUGGCAAUGGAAGUUGAAUAUAUGAAGAUGAGGAUUACGUCAUUGAACAACGAAGGGAUGGCUAAAUUAUUAGCUAUCAAUAAUUUCACUUAUAAACCUAUUUCUCAAGAAGAAAAAGAAACGUUACGAGAAGAGCUUAGUUGUUCAAUAUCUAAAUCAUUGGUAAUAGACAAUAUUGAUUUCUACAAAGUGCCUUUUUCCAAAGUUCUUGAUUUAGUUAAAACCAGAAGAGUUUAUCUAAAGAAAGGAAUUGCAUACACUCCACAAUUUGAACUUUCUUCUCUAUUUAUAUCACAGUACAGACGGCAUUUGACAAAAGCCGUUGAGAUUGCAGCGCCGUGUUUUUAUGAAUUACAAGACGAUGAAAGGGUGUUUGAUUAUCUCAAGAAUUUACCAAACUAUUUUCCUGACUUUGAUCGAACUAUUUGGUCAAGUACAGAAACUCCAAUUGAAGCACUUGAUGAUAUUGCGAAAAUUUCUUAUCCAUUAUGCAUGAGAACAUUGCAUGAAGCAUUGAGAAUGAACCAUCACCUAAAAAAUUCUGGGCGAGUACAAUAUGGUCUCUUUUUAAAAGGCAUUGGAGUUAAAGUAGACGAUGCGAUGAGAAUGUGGCGAGCAGAGUUCACGAAAAAAAUAGAGGCAGAUAAAUUUGAAAAAGAAUAUGCUUAUACAAUUAAAUUUAUCUAUGGAACAGUAGGAAGCCAAAAAAAAUAUACCCCGAUGGGGUGUUCUAAAAUUAUUAGCAACAUUGCAGGUGCAGGAGAGUAUCAUGGUUGCCCAUAUAGAUUAAUGGACAGUGAUACUCUGAAAAAAAAGUUGAUUGCUUACGGGUUGUCAGCCUCAGAUGCUGCUGAGAUUGCUGCCUUAGCUAAAGAUCAUCAUUAUCAAUUGGCAUGUGCCAAGUAUUACGAAAUAACUCAUAAAGUUCCACCAGAACACCCUGUGAUGCACCCGAAUGCUUAUUACUCAGACAGUCGUAAUAUUAUUGAGAAACUUUCUAGCAAUACUGUCGAUUCUCACGAAAAUCCGACAGGAGGCGAUACACCAAAACAAAAGUUGAAAAUAAAGUCUGAAAAGUUUACACCAAUAAGAACACCAGAUAAACCUUUAGCUAAAAGAAAUAUUGAAGUUAAACUUAUGGAUAUUGAAAAAUUGUUAAAUGAAGAUGAAAUGGAUUAAAUAGUUAUAAAAGAUAAUAAGUUAUCAUUUUAACCGACACUAAGAAUAAUUGUCGAGUAAAGCUGUUAUUUUCUGUCAUAGGGUGUAUAUUUUUAUAAAUUUUUCAUAACAUCUGCAUUUAGACCAAGUUUUUAUGCCUGUGUAGUCAAUUGAAACAACCCAAUGGGGUUUUGUUUUGCCAGACUCCUCCACUUGAGAGCAGCAUAAUAGCGAAUUCGGUCAAGCGCAAAUUUUUAAAUGUCAAAUUUAAAAAGACAAAAAAUAUGUUCUAGAGUGAUUUAGGAAAAAAAAUUCGAGAAAUUUUCAAUUUUACAAUCAAUUAUAUGAUGUUUUCGAUAAAUAAUAUAAAUGUCAGACCAUAAUAAAUAUACAGUUUAUUUGUCAGUUAAAUACGUGUUUUGGAGGAGCUACUAGUGUCGCAUAAUCAUCAUAUAUAUUCGAUAUCAGAGAAAUUAAAAAAUUAUACAGAAUAUGGGUAAGUGAUGUGCUCCUUUUUGUAAAAGAAAAGCAACUUUCACUUUUCCCAAUGAUGGAAAACUUCGGGCCCUUUGGGAAAAGACAAUAAAUGUAAAUUUUCGGUCUUCGAAAUCGUCGAGGUUAUGUCCUAACCAUUUCGCGAAGGAUGUUAUUGUUGAAAAAAUGAAAGUUAUUACACAGGUAAAUAAAUAGUUGAGAUAUCUUC